This is a messenger RNA of Lemur catta (Ring-tailed lemur), 3841 nucleotides long. RefSeq names its product monoglyceride lipase (gene MGLL). Lineage: Eukaryota; Metazoa; Chordata; Mammalia; Primates; Lemuridae. Bases 637 to 1581 code for a protein of 314 amino acids. Gene Ontology annotation, molecular function: lipase activity. The record is from RefSeq and is a predicted model, not a curated record. The transcript has 8 exons. Gene Ontology annotation, cellular component: membrane.
UGUGCCACCGCACCCGGCCCAGGACAGUGACUUUGUGACAGGAACCUGGGGACGCAGAGACGCCGAGGAGGCCGUCCUCAACCCUGGCUGUGACGGCCAGCUCAGAGGGACAGCUCGUCUGUGCAGCAGAGAGAAUCACGGAGCGCGACCCUCCGCCGGGGAGAAGCACGAGCUCGAUGUGACGCAGACACGCAAGCAGACAUGCUGGGGACCGUGGCCUCGGGUCCGCGAGACGCUGCUGCAUUCCGGCUGCCCAGAGACCCGCCCGUGCGUCAGGCCCUGCUGGGGCGCUUGGGCUCCAAAUGCAGAGAGACAGGCAUGGCCCCUUUGGGGACACCCUACCCUGGGUCUCACGUUCCCUUCCUUGGUGGCAGAAACAGGUCUCCAAUGGGCUCCGGUUUCCGCUGGACCCGCCUCUCCUACCUGGUUGGCAGCUGGAACCCGGGGACACGGGCUAGCGGCCGUCACAGCCACACGGCUGGGCGCCAGAGACGACCCGCUUCCAUCGAGGGUUUUUCUGGCUCCCGGAAAAUCCUCGGGAAUUCACUGACCACUCCUGCUUCCAACGGAGCCUCACGCGACGUGAAAUUCUUCUGAGAAGUGGCCGAAGAACAGCCACCAACGUGCCUUCUCUGAAUGCAACAGGGACUUGAAGACCCUUCCAGGAUGCCCGAGGAAAGUUCUCUCAGGAGGACCCCGCAGAACGUUCCCUACCAGAACCUUCCUCACCUGAUCAAUGCGGACGGGCAGUACCUCUUCUGCAGGUACUGGAAGCCCACGGCCACACCCAAGGCCCUCAUCUUCGUGUCCCACGGAGCCGGGGAGCACUGUGGCCGCUAUGACGAGCUGGCGCGGAUGCUGACGGGGCUGGACCUGCUGGUGUUCGCCCACGACCACGUGGGCCACGGCCAGAGCGAAGGAGGGAGGAUGGUGGUGUCCGACUUCCACGUUUUCAUCAGGGACGUGCUGCAGCAUGUGGACCUCAUGCAGAAAGAGCACCCCGGGCUUCCCGUCUUCCUUCUGGGCCAUUCUAUGGGAGGAGCCAUUGUCAUCCUCACGGCCGCCGAGAGGCCGGGCCACUUCUCGGGCAUGGUCCUCAUCUCGCCGCUGGUCCUCGCCAGUCCCGAGUCCGCCACGACUUUCAAGAUCCUGGCUGCCAAAGUGCUCAACCUCGUCCUGCCGAACCUGUCCCUGGGCCCCAUCGACUCGAGUGUGCUGUCGCGGAACAAGGCGGAGGUGGACGUUUACAACUCGGACCCCCUCAUCUGCCGGGCGGGGCUGAAGGUGUGCUUCGGCAUCCAGCUGCUCAACGCGGUGGCCCGGGUGGAGCGCGCCGUCCCCAAAGUGACAGUGCCCUUCCUGCUGCUGCAGGGCUCGGCCGACCGGCUGUGUGACAGCAAAGGGGCCUAUCUGCUCAUGGAGUCCGCCAAGAGCCAGGACAAGACGCUCAAGAUCUACGACGGUGCCUACCACAUGCUCCACAGGGAGCUUCCAGAAGUCACCAGCUCCGUCUUCCACGAAAUAAACACGUGGGUCUCUCAAAGGACAGGCGCGGUGGCCGGAGCCCGGUCCCCGCCCUGAGCGGCACUGGCAGGAGCUGUCCCCAGCUCGCUCGAGGCCUGGGGGACGCAGGGCAGGGGCAGGGCAGGGACGCAUUCUCACCCGCGGCUUGCAAAAAAAACAAAAACAAAAACAAAAAACAAAACCCCACAAGUCACAAAUUGCAGGAAUCCCUAGCACAAGUGACUUUUGAAAAAAAAAAAUAAACAGACGUUUCUGUCACUUAUUCGGCCAUCGGCCACUGGAGCUACCUUAACGGAUAGAGAUUUUAUGCAAAAAAAAUAAAUAAAUAAAUAAAAACAAAUAAAUAAAAAUAAAUAAAAAAAAAAGAGAAAAGAUACAGGGAAUGUUCUAGAAAAGGAAUAUGCUAGAAUGUCGUUGAAAAAAGCCAAGCCUCUGCCCCGCCUCCCCCAGCGCCCACGGGGUCCCCAGGGAGUCCUGCUGUCCUGCAAUAAUCCGGGGGGCUCCCCUCCUGCCCACCCCCGCCCCUCCCCCAGCCUGUGGCCUCGCUCCGGCCAGGUGACAGGGUGGCUCGUGUCCUCGGAGGGCCCCAGAGAAUGACCCCGGCAGCCUGAGGCCUGGCUCCGCAGUGAGGAAUCGGCUUAGCCCAGAGAGAGCUGAACAGGGGCGACCCUGGGGCCCUUCUCCCGUCCCCUCCCCGUCCCGCGGCGCUGGGUGACAAGCGUGUGACGAGGCCACCCUUCCCGUGCGUCACUAACCUUCCCUGAUGCUACGAGAGGACCAUAUUGGAGAUGCAAAGUCUAAUAUAUAACGUAUAUUCUAGAGCAGAGGCUAUUUUGCUGGGGGAGGUGGGUAGAGCAGGGGGUCCGGGAGGACCCCAAGCCCGAUGCUGCUGCACGGGGACGGGGUGGCCGGAGGGGGCGGGGCCGGGAGGGCCUGUGCUGCAGGAGCUAAGCCGGAGGUCCCCAAGACCUCAGGGACGAGGAGCAGGGGCAGCGUGGUGGCCCCGGGCCACUCUGGGAGUCUCAUUGCCGGCAGCACAGCUACCUCUGGUGGCAGGAGAGAGAGGGCCAGCACAGUGGUGUCCCGCCUGCCAGCCCGGGGCUGCGUGGGGCCCUCGGUGGCCCAGAGCAGGGACUGGAGGUGCCCCUCCCUGUCCCAGUGCCACCCCCCCACUGCCCUGCCUUUGGCCUCAGCAAUAAACGGGGAUCACCCCCCGCCCUGGGGACACUUUCACCUUCAACAUGGGGCUCGCUGUCACCUCCAGAGGCUCCGCAGCGCUCGUGUGACCGGGGUGGGGGAGCUGCCACCCUGCGGACGUGCCAUCCAGGGGCCUCGGGACCCCCCAGCGCGAAGGCUCGUCCCGGCUCAUUCUGGUCCCCCGGCGAGGGGACCCGUCUGUCCCCCUCCUGCAGCCCUGCCAGAGCCGCGGCGGUCAAAGCCGCCUCCUGCUGAAGGUCACUGUCCCCGGGGUCACAGCCUGGCGCUGUCCUUACCCUGCCCCCCAGUCAGCCCCGCUGCGCCGGGAGCCACGACAACCCGGGCGGCCACCAGCCCCGGGACGCCCCAGUUCUCAGCUCAGGAAAAGCAGAACCCCCGUCCCCAAGCCCAGAGACACUGCCGGGCUCGGAACUGUCACUGUCACCAGGAGCUGCAGCCCCGAGGGUCACACACGGGCCCCCCCCCCCGCCUCCCCCAGAAGCGUGUGGCAGGCACGUGGCCCGCCCGGGGACAGCUCCGGGUGCGUGUUUCCGUGACGGCCGCUUCGGGGACACGUGCAGAUUCGGUCGCCUGGUUAAAGAAUCGCCAGUGUCGACAAAGAAAAUUGGGACUGGAGGAGGGGACAGGGGACAUCGCCCCGGCACGGCCACCUGCUGAGUCAGGAGCUGCGGGGGGCAGCUCCCUCGGUGUCCCCAGCCUUGGUGGCCGGAGCCCUUCUCGGCAGUGACAGCUCCGUCCCGUCACUCUGGGCGUCCAAGUCCCACCGACACAGCCGGGACGGGGACUUGGGUUUGGGAGGGACGCGGGGUCACACUCGGGGUCGGCUGGGGGUCGCGGCUGAUCCCAGCCCUGCCGGGGACACGAGGACACGAGGCCCCGCUGGCUUCUGGGUGACACAGUCUUCUUCUCUUUCUGUCACUAACACGAACCUUGUCAUGGACCACGAUGAGCUUCCCCGCGACUCACUGCUCUGUGUCACCGCGGCUGGCACUGUCCCUCCGCGUGUGCCGUGGGUGGGGACAUGCGUGUCCCCGCUUGGAACUAUCGAAGGCCCCCGUGUGCACUAGAGCUAACCCCAAUAAACCGGGUGUUUUCUGAA